UUGUGUUGCAUUUUCCAGUGCAAGUGGAGAAAUUUCAUUAAAAAUCCACUUUACAAUGUCCAUAUCCGAUUUAAAACAUACUCUUCGAAAGUAUGAAUUUCCGGCAUGUGCCAAAGAAGCGCUCAUCCGUAUCGAGCAACUGUUGGUGGGCCGAGCAGCCCCCUCGCCCAAGCAGAUGGACAUAGCAAUGGAUAUAAUAUCAGAGUUUGUGUUCUGCGAGACGGACCGCCGCGGGAGCCGGCGCGGCGCGGGCAUCAGUCCCUUGCAAGAGCUGCAGCUCAUCGACGUGAUCUGCGAGUACCUGUCGGCGUGUGCGAGCGAGACGACCAAGAACACGAUAUUCCUGUCCUUGUUCGGCGGCAUGGAGAGCCAGAGACGGCUCAAGGUGCUGAGCAUCCUGGCCAGUAUGGCUGUGUCGGCGUCCAGUACUCCGGUGCUGCUAGCGGUUGGUGUGUGGUUGCAACAGAUGGGUUGUUCCUCAUCGCAAUCGCUGCAACUUGUAGAGAACAUAAUCCGCGACCACUUCUUCUUGAACACCUCCAACCGGAUGAUGCUGAAGUCGCUGGCCACCACGGCUCCGCAGUUCGUGUCCAACUUCAUCACCGCGGUGACGGAGCUGUACAUGCACGAUAUACAGGGCACUAGGAAGAUGCCACCGAGAAAUCUGCUGGAAGUUAUUACCUGUUGGGUGUACUCCAACCCCACGCUGUGCAUGUCGGCGCAGCUAAACCCGGCGGCGCUUCCCGCCGGCGCCAUCCCGAUGGCCGCCGUCACGCCGCUCGCCGGCCUCGUGCACUGGUGCGCGCUCGCGCCCAUAUACAGCUCGGAGAACACAGAUGUGGAAAUGAUGGAAAUACAAGUGCCAAUGAAGAGAAUAAAAAUCGAGAAUGAUCACAUUCCCAAGCAAGGAGUCCCUCAAAAAACGGUGACUGAAUCAGAGUUGUACACUAAACUGCAUCUAGGGGUGCUGCACAGUUUGCGGGCCGGCAGACGCACCCACGGGCCUCCCACUGCGGUGAAUGCACAAAACUUGGUGGGGCUCACUCCACAUGUCCAAGCAUAUGCACAUAGUCUACUUAAAAGAGGGGUUAAACUACAAAAUGAUGAGAAACUACAGGACUGCCUUGACAGGAUAGGGCAAGCAGUGCAGGUGGCUCUGGCCAACGGCUGUGUGUACGGAAACAUCAGCAACCUCUUGGCGGCCUUGGACACUCUCCCUGAGAACCGCUUGCUCAGGAUAAUCAUCAAAACUCAUCAGCAAACUAUUUGACAGGCUGUUUUACAGUCUCAGUGAUCGAGACUUGUAAAUGUAUAAACUGGAGCAAUAUAGGAUAAGAUUUUUAAGGUGUAUGUGAUUUAAGUGUUUGAUAUAUGAACUUAAAAAAUGUGCUGUUACAUGAAUUGAUUUCUUUAGGAGAAAUGUUGUGAACUCAGUUUAUGAAUAAUACUAUGAAUUUGGAUCUUUAGCUAAUGUACAGAAAGAUUAAGUAGUAAAUAAAACUGUGAUUUAAGCUUAAAA
This is a messenger RNA of Ostrinia nubilalis (European corn borer), 1519 nucleotides long. Its product is annotated as integrator complex subunit 15. The transcript has 6 exons. NCBI's taxonomy places the organism in Eukaryota, Metazoa, Arthropoda, Insecta, Lepidoptera, Crambidae. The record is from RefSeq and is a predicted model, not a curated record. Bases 56 to 1270 code for a protein of 404 amino acids.